UUUAUUUUCUCAUUUCAUCAUGUCAAAUACUGCCAAUGACCGUGUAGCUCAACUUGCUUCUCAUUUAGCUAGUGUUGGUCCCUCUUUAAAGGACAAAGUCUGCAUUGUUACUGGUGCAGGCUCACUUCUUGGUAUUGGUCGUGCUACUGUGUAUGCUUUGGCUAAACGUGGACCCAAGGCGAUUUAUGUAACUGAUCUUCAUAACACUCAUUUGGACGAAUUAGCCAAAGACAUUCGUCAACAAGGGAUUGAAUGUAUUCCUAAGGCAGUGGAUGCAGCUUCUGAAACUGAUAUCAAGGCAUUGGUCAAGGAUGCUAUGGAUACAUAUGGCCGUUUGGAUGUCUUUUUUGCUAAUGCUGGUGUCGCCACUGGUUCUCGAUUACAUGAAGAAGAUGAAAAGUCAUUCAUGUUUAUGAUGCGUGUCAACGCCUUGAGCGCUUUCCUUGGUAUCAAGUAUGCUAGUUUGGCAAUGAAGGAAAUUGGAAAGGGUGGAAAGGAUCAAUCUGGUGGUUCCAUUAUUUGUACUGCCUCUGUUGCUGGGAUCCGUUCUGGUGCAGGUUCACCUGAAUAUUCUGCUUCCAAGGCUGCUGUCAUCAAUCUUUGUCAAACAGGUGCUUCUCAAUUAGCCGGUACAAAUAUCCGUGUGAAUGCUAUCUGUCCUGGAUUGAUUGAAACUGGAAUGACCAAAACUACUUUUGAUUUUGCUCGCGAACGUGGAUCUACUCACAAGAUUGGUCAAUUGAAUCCUACUAAACGUUAUGGUAUUGCUGCCGAGAUUGCUGCUGUGGUUGCCUUUGUUGCUAGUGAUGAAGCUUCUUAUGUCAAUGGCCAAGCUAUCGCAGUGGAUGGUGGUUUGUCAUCUUCUCAUCCUAUUGUCCCUGGAAAAUUCCAUUAAAUCCUUCUGUAUUACCCAUUGUAGUUUUAUCUUGUAGUCUAGUUUUAUUCUCCCCACACCUCACACAAAAGAUAUUUGUCAAAUAAAAUGAUCAUUUUUUAAUGUA
This is a messenger RNA of Halteromyces radiatus, 1001 nucleotides long. RefSeq lists its product as uncharacterized. Gene Ontology annotation, molecular function: oxidoreductase activity. The record is from RefSeq and is a predicted model, not a curated record. The coding region runs from base 20 to 895 and encodes 291 amino acids. Lineage: Eukaryota; Fungi; Mucoromycota; Mucoromycetes; Mucorales; Cunninghamellaceae. The transcript is spliced from 7 exons.